This is a messenger RNA of Closterium sp. Yama58-4, 1524 nucleotides long. Lineage: Eukaryota; Viridiplantae; Streptophyta; Zygnematophyceae; Desmidiales; Closteriaceae. The record is from the annotation of a GenBank genome assembly.
AUGAACACUUGCGAGAAUAAUUUGGACAUCGUGUUCCCUUGUUCGACACCUUCCGCCACGUCGACAGCCCGUGUCGCCCUUUACACUACUUCACGGCGGGAAUCGCCCCGCCCUCACUGCCAGGCCGUCCACCUGAGCCAUGCGGAAUGGCGCAGGCUGGGCGCAUCGCAACCAGCAGCGCGCGGCGGGGAGGGAGGGGAGAGCGGAGAAGGCAUGGUGGAGGAGAGGAAGCAGGAGGGGCAAGGCGAGGGGGGCGGGAAGGCGGCGUUGCGGCAGCAGUUCUGCUACGGGGGGCACACGGGGCCCAUCAAGUGCGUGGCGGCGGCGGGGGGGGUGGCGGUGAGCGGGGGGGCGGACGACAGCGUGCGCGUGUAUGACCUGCGCGCGCGCACCGACAUGGGCGCGCUGCUGCACCACUCCGCCGCCGUCUCCUGCCUCGCUCUGCACGGCAGUGGGAGUCGCCCCACUCACCUGCUUGCAGGCAGUGAAGACCGCACCAUCAGCCUAUGGGAGGUCGCCACGUGGCGGCAUCUAUCAAGCCUCAAAGGGCACAAGGGGCCUGUGAAUGACAUCGCAGUGCAUCCAUCGGGGCGGUUAGCGCUGUCAGUGGCGAGGGACACGGAGCUGCGCCUGUGGAACCUGCUGCAGGCGCGCUGCUCCUUCCGCACGCGCCUGCCCGCUGAGCCCCUCGCCCUCACCUACUCGCCCGGGGACGCUGCCUGCUACGCGCUGGCGCUCAGGGGCGGUGCCGUGGCGGUGCACUGCUCUGCUGACGCCUCGCUCACUGCCACGCUGCCCCACCCCGCCUCCUGCCUCGCCCUCUCCUUCCUCACUCCACACGUGGUGGUGACGGGUGGUGAAGAGAGGGCAGUGAAGGUGUGGGAUGUGCGCCAGCCACCGCUGCACCCCACUGUGUGCGUGGCGGCCGCUCACAGCGCUCGCAUCCGAGGCGUGCUGGGGGCGCUGGCAGCUCGACAGGGGGGCGCAGGGGGGGGUGAGGGUGAGGGGAACGAGCUGGCUGCAGCAGCAAAGGCAGGUCUGACAGCUUGGUGCAGUGAGGGGGGAGGGGGUGAGGAGGAUAGGGAGGGCGAGGAGGAAGAGGGGGAUAGAGGGAAAGGAGAGGAAGGAGGUGGCAUGGAUGGUGGUAAGCGUGGCAAGGAGGAAGGGGUAGCGGGGCGGAAAAGGAAGAAGAGGGAGAGCAAAGGGCGCAGCAGCAGUGAUGGGGCAGCGGCAGAGUGGAGUGAGCAUGUGGUUGUGUCAGCAGCAUCGGAUGGGUGCAUUCGCCUGUGGGACCUGCGCUCCCUCUGCUCCUCCACGCUUGCACCUGCCACUGCACCCACCGCACCCACCGCACUCCCCCCUGGGUGCCUCUCUCAAGUGCUCACCAACGCGCGCCUCACGUGCCUUGCCCUCUCCGACCUCUCACCCCACUCAACAGCACCGCCGCCCCGUGCCGGCAAGAAGGCGGGUGGUGUGGAGGGCGGUGCAGAGGCGAGAAAGAGGAGCAAGCGUGGGAAGGCGUGA